CAAGGAUCGGCAGAUAAAGGCAGAGCUUGGGGAGGCGGGGCGGUGGGACCAGGAGGGCGGGGCGCCCGCCCCCAGCCGCGCUGUCGCCGCCCAGCCCGGCCCGAGCGAGCGGGUCUCGCGGAUCGCUGGCCAAGCACGCUGGAACACCCCCCACCCCCGCAGCGGCGCCCCCACUUUCCAACCCCUGCGGCGCGCGCGGAUGCAGCUGGCCCGGGACGCAGGCAAGACACCAGGCGUGGGGCGCGAGGAGCCGGGUAUUGGCGCGGGAUGCGGACGCAAGGCCUCUUCUUCUGAUGAAAAGAGAAGGGAAAGAUGGACUACACUCACCAAACUGCCCUAGUCCCGUGCGGACAAGAUAAAUACAUGUCCAAGAAUGAACUUCUCCUGCAUCUGAAGACCUACAACUUGUACUAUGAAGGCCAGAACCUGCAACUCCGCCACCGAGAGGAAGAAGGCGAGUUCAUCGUGGAGGGGCUGCUGAAUAUCUCCUGGGGGCUGCGCAGACCCAUUCGGCUCCAGAUGCAGGAUGACCACGAGCGCAUCCGUCCCCCUCCGUCCUCUUCCUCCUGGCACUCUGGCUGUAACCUGGGCGCACAGGGCUCCACCCUGAAGCCCCUCACCAUGCCCACCGUUCAAAUCUCAGAAGUGGAUACGCCUGCUGAAAGCAGCGAGACACCCAGCCCCACAGACUCGAGGGGUCUGAAGCCCGUGCAGGAGGACACCCCACAGCUGAUGCGCACGCGCAGCGACGUUGGGGUGCGUCGCCGUGGCAAUGUGAGGACAUCCAGUGACCAGCGGCGCAUCCGACGCCAUCGUUUCUCUAUCAACGGCCAUUUCUACAACCACAAGACAUCGGUUUUCACACCAGCCUAUGGCUCUGUCACCAACGUCCGCAUCAACAGUACCAUGACUACCCCCCAGGUCCUGAAGCUGCUGCUCAACAAGUUUAAGAUUGAGAAUUCGGCAGAGGAGUUUGCUCUGUACGUGGUCCAUACUAGCGGCGAGAAGCAGAAGCUGAAGAACUCCGACUACCCCCUGAUUGCCCGCAUCCUCCAGGGCCCAUGUGAACAGGUCUCCAAAGUCUUCCUGAUGGAGAAGGACCAGGUGGAGGAGGUCACCUAUGAUGUGGCCCAGUACAUAAAGUUUGAAAUGCCGGUCCUUAAAAGCUUCAUUCAGAAACUCCAGGAGGAAGAGGACCGGGAGGUGGAGAAGCUGAUGCGCAGGUACACUGUGCUCCGGCUAAUGAUUCGGCAAAGGCUGGAGGAGAUAGCAGAGACCCCCGAGACUAUCUGAGCCACAGGAACAAGGGAAAUCCAGACACUCCAGGGGCCCCUGCUGACCUGAAAAGACCCAUGGGAAGCUAGGCACUGUCCUUCCACAGAAAUGUUUCCACCCGAACCUCUGCAGCGCCCCGCCAAAGCCAGCAUGGAUCCCUGGAGUAGGACACAGAAGCUGCAGAAGCCCCCCAUCUCUGGAUCUCUGCUCUCCUUUGUUCCAUUCUCAAGAGCUUUCAUUUCUAGGAGGACCCGCAGUGUGUGUUCACAUACCCGAGUGUGUGUGUGUGCGCUCACAUACCUGAGUGUGUGUUUGCGCUCACAUACCUGAGUGUAUGUGUGUACACACACGUGUAUGCGUAUGUGUACUUAUUAUGUCCAUAUGCCUCUCUCAUGUUUUCACAUGCAAUUAAAUUCCAAGCAGCCAGCACAGGUGCCAUGAGGCUGGCAGACAUACUGCUCCUGGGCAGGAAGAGGAGAGGAAUAGCUAAGGCUGGUUUUGGCUUCUUCGAGUGCCAACGGCAGUCACACAUAUCUGCCAUGUUUGAAAGGGAAGAGGAUUCUGCAGGCUCACCAUUUGGAAUGUCUGAAGGUUUGUAGCAGACAUUCUCCCCAUUUGCCAAGAAGGAUGGGUGACGGUGAGACCCUUGGGAAUUGGUGAAGUGACAGCGCCAUGCCCUUGGGGCAGGUCCAGGGAAAUGGAAAAUGAGACCGCUGCGGGGCAGAUGCAAUGAGUCCGUGAGUUUUUGCACUGGAAAGGUUGUCGUUGGAGAUAGCACAAUGAAUGUCCUCUGCUAUGUGGACGUCCACCUGGGAGAAAUGGCUUCUGCCUCUGUUCUUGGUGUUUGGACGCUUCUGGGUGUUUCUGCUCUCUCAGUUGCCACUCCAAUUCUUGGGGUCCUCCUUGGCUUGAAGAAACAUCUUCUGAAACGAAAGUGUCUGGAGUGCAUACAACUCUGACCUGCUCAUGUGUCAGGGCUGGGUAUGUACUGAGAUAAAUGGCAUCCAGAAGUUUCUAAGCACCAGUGGGGCUGAAGGGAAGGAUAGAGGCCACCUGCUGAAAUGACAGGCGCCUUCAAGCCCUUGCACACCAUCACAUCAGUAAGAGUUGUCCCCGCAUGGAGUUGAGGCUUUGCAUUUGAAGCUAACAUGUUAUUCCUUCUGGCCUCUGCACACUUGCAAGCUCCUUCACCUUAUACAUGGAGAUGGACUCUGAGAAUGAAGACGCGUCUUGUUCUUGAGUCAACAUAGGGAUCAAGGAUUUCUUUGGGGAAUCCCAUGAAGUGUGGACAGAGAGGACAGUGCUCACUUAGCCUCUGAGCAGCCGUGCUGCUGAUUUUUCAAAUCAGCCUCAUUGGCACAAUGGGCAGGGAUGGCCCUGUACACCCUCCAUUAGGGACACUGUCAGGUAGCUGGCCGCUUGUGUGGCUUGUGCCAUUUGAGGAGGGACAGACAGAUUCUCGGAGCUUGGUGCUGGUCUAUGAAAUGCAACCAAGCAAGAUGAGCAGCCUGUAACUCAGGCAUCUCUGAGCCUCACUGCCACAAAGUGCCCUUCCCUAUCUGCUCUCAAGAAAGCUCUAGAAGCGGAGCAGUUGAGGGACCGAGGGCCCCUGACCAGAGUGCCUUUUAAGGAAGGUGGACCUCUGUAACAGACCUAUUCCUGUGUAACUGUGUUGCUGUUCUCCACCCUCCUUAGAAGGUCUCAUUGUGGGCUUUCAAAUGAUGGCUUGUGGCCGGCCAUUUUGCUGGAUGCCACUUAGCAACCUAGCUCCUCUGCCGGGGUAGCACCGUCCAUCCUAUGGGCAGUGUGAUGGGAACCCAGAGCGCCUUGGUCUCAGUCGUACACUCCAGUGGACAUGAGCAAAGCACAAAAUUAGGGGCAGGGGAGGCAGCUUCUCUGAUAAUCAGAAGCUUCGGUGGACUUCAGUAAAACAUAAAACUCUGCAGGGAGCUGGGGGUCCUUUAUUACAGAUGAAGAGCAGCUUUGCAGAUGCAAAUAUUUGAGAAAAUGAUUUGGAUAAUUUCCCUUCCAGUUAUUUUUAUCUUGACUCUUCAGAGCCUAUACUGCCCCAUACUUCUCCUUUGGGAGCUAGGGGGCUUUCCACAGAGCACUGUCUCUUACUGGGAAAGGAUUUCUGGUUUAUAAAGGUUCUUUGUGACCCUGUUAAUCUGUGACUGUUGGAGAGUAUCGGAUUGCCAGGCUCUCCAAAAAGUGUUGCCAAGGUGAUGCCUUUUAAAGUGUGGGGUUCAGAAAGAGAGUUGGGGUACAUAUCCACUAAUCCAUCUUGGCCCAUCCCCUAGAAUCAUUUCUCACAUCCAUAUAACUGAUCAAGAAUUUUAGGAACUUGGCUGGGCAUGUGACUGGGUAGUAAAGCACUUACUUAGCAUGUAAGAAGCCAACUUCCAUCUCUAGUACCACAAGAAAAAAGCAGCUGGGUGUGGGUAGAGGGAUUACUUAGUAUGUUAGGACCUGGUUUCCGACUCCAGCACCAAGCGCCACCCCACCCCAUGAACUUUGGAAACCUUUAAAAUAGCCGCAGCUAAACAGACCUUUAUGGUGGCGACUGGAUUUUCUCACUGGUGCCACUUGGCUUCGAAGCCUUGAACCUCAAGAUUGAUUCGUGUAGGUUUAUGUAAUUGUGUGCAAUGAACCUGAAAUCCUGUGGAAUAAAAGACCAAUGCAUGGGGGGUGGGGGGAGUUAAUCCAACUUGUGAAAAGUGAUUUGGCCUCAUCUGAACUCCUUUUUCCCCUGAAAAGGCUUAUGUGACAAGGCGGUCACGUGAAGAGGACACCCGACUCCAUCUGAGUGGGGUGGGGAAGUCAAGCACAGGCUCACCUUCUCAGCGACCACACUGGUGGGAAGGUGACGGCUCAAAGCAGGUGUGGGCGUCAGUUGGAAAGGGGCCCAAAGCACAAACACCAGCCUGCCUGGGCUACUGGUGAAGGGCACACUGCUAACACUGGACAGACAGCAGCCAAGGCUGGGGAGAGAGCCUCAAGAGGACAUAGAGCCCAAGGCCAAGAUGUUGGUCGGAGUCAUGAUGUUCUGAGAAGAAAUAUUUGCACCCUUCUCCUUUCCUAACUAUUUCUAGAAACUUCCAGAUAAAGACAUUUUAUCGUUUUAUCUGUGGCAUAUGAUCAUCUUCCAAAAUCUGUUGUCCAUGCAAAAACAGCUUGGCAGGGAUUGUGUUUUGUGGGUUUAUUUGGUGUCAGGAGGGUAGAUGAGGAAUCUGGCCGAAUGGCAAGCACACUCAAGAAAUACCAGCUCUUAGAAAAUGACAAGAACAGUAAAACCUCAAAACAAAACCCAUAGUUUAUUUGAAGCUUUGUAACUUGGAGAACUUGGGGAUCAGGGAUACAUUUCCAAGCAAGAAAUAUGGCCAGUGACCAAAGGAGUCUUAGUGUCCCACAGCAGAAGGCCGCCCUGAACUCACUCCCACAGCCUGCCUGCUUUGAAGUUUUUACUUGGGUUGUUUUCUGUCAAGUCUGGCUUCUGCCAGAUGGGAGAGCAUCGGAGAGAUAAACCCCGUGUGCCAUCCCUUCCUUCAGACAUAAUUGAAAGUGUUCACCAAGUCUUGGGAUACACCUCCCUCCCCUCCUCAUGCUCCCAUUAAACUGAGCACUGAGGUGCUUAACUGUGAACUUUUGGAAAAGCCUCAAUCUCCAGGCUGCUGGCUUCUGGGGUUCCUACUAGUAUUCCUUCAGGUUUCCUCUUAGUUGUGUGGAGUCUUUUUUGCUUUGUCAUAACUCACCUAUUAGGAAUGGUACACGACUUGGUUCAACCGUGGGUUCUGAACUAAUAAACAGAUGUCCAUAGGCCUCA
Peromyscus californicus insignis is the source of this 5098-nucleotide messenger RNA. It is a transcript of the gene Rassf2, whose product is annotated as Ras association domain family member 2. The record is from RefSeq and is a predicted model, not a curated record. The transcript is spliced from 11 exons. NCBI's taxonomy places the organism in Eukaryota, Metazoa, Chordata, Mammalia, Rodentia, Cricetidae. Bases 313 to 1293 code for a protein of 326 amino acids. Gene Ontology annotation, cellular component: nucleus; cytoplasm. Gene Ontology annotation, biological process: regulation of non-canonical NF-kappaB signal transduction; positive regulation of JNK cascade; signal transduction.